AUGGAGUGGAAAAUUUGUGAAAAUUUAUAUGAAAUACUUCCAGAUAGUGAGCCUGAACCAUCAGAAAAUGAAUCUAAUUCAUCAAACACUUCGCGCGAAACUUCUUGGGGAAAUCGUGGUGAUAAUAAUGAAGACACUGAGACUAACAUUAUCAAUAACCAAUCAUUAAAUAAUAUUCAUAGAAAGGAUGAGCCAGCUACCAUUCCAACUAUAUUGGCCCAUCAAAACUCAAAAGGAAAAUGGACAAAUCAAGAAGUAGGUAUCCUUUUGAAAUUUAUUUUGGAUAAAAAAGUUAAUACUGAAAGAAUUAAACAAUUGGGGAUUCAUAGAACAAAUGCAAUAUCCAAUAAGGCAAGAUUAAUGAAACAACAGAUAAAAAAUUUAUUUGUUUAUAAAAACAACAUAAAUAAUAAUAAUAAGCCAGAAUUACAACAGAAAAAAGAUGCAUUGGAAUAUUGGCUUACUGAACAUUUACGUGAGAGGUGUUUAACGGCUUUAGAUCUGUCAGAUCAUUUCGACACACUUAAUAGAGAAGAUAUAGUUAAAUAUGUGGCUUUUUAUCAGCAUGAAAAUGUUCAAAUUUUAGUAGUAAAAGAUUCUUUGGAAUCAGUUAAUGUUUAUAAAAUUGUUGAAUAUGUUGUAUCUCGACAAGAUCAAACCACCGGUGUUUUCACAGGGGAUGAACAAGGAGAAAUUGUUUAG
Entrophospora candida is the source of this 702-nucleotide messenger RNA. The record is from the annotation of a GenBank genome assembly. NCBI's taxonomy places the organism in Eukaryota, Fungi, Glomeromycota, Glomeromycetes, Entrophosporales, Entrophosporaceae.